This is a messenger RNA of Sorex fumeus (smoky shrew), 4444 nucleotides long. It is a transcript of the gene ABL1, whose product is annotated as ABL proto-oncogene 1, non-receptor tyrosine kinase. NCBI's taxonomy places the organism in Eukaryota, Metazoa, Chordata, Mammalia, Eulipotyphla, Soricidae. The record is from RefSeq and is a predicted model, not a curated record. Bases 45 to 3482 code for a protein of 1145 amino acids. The transcript has 11 exons. Gene Ontology annotation, molecular function: ATP binding; non-membrane spanning protein tyrosine kinase activity; protein binding. Gene Ontology annotation, biological process: regulation of apoptotic process; protein phosphorylation.
GCCGCUGGACCACUCCUCCGGGAAGGGGCGCCCAUCCGUGCUUUAUGGGGCAGCAGCCUGGAAAAGUGCUCGGGGACCAGCGGAGGCCGAGCCUGCCGGCCCUGCACUUCAUCAAGGGAGCGGGGAAGAAGGAGCCGGCGCGCCACGGGGGACCCCACUGCAACGUCUUUGUGGAGCACGAAGCUCUUCAGAGGCCCGUGGCGUCGGACUUGGAGCCCCAGGGUCUGAGCGAGGCUGCCCGCUGGAACUCCAAGGAGAACCUCCUCGCCGGGCCCAGCGAAAAUGACCCCAACCUCUUUGUUGCCCUCUACGACUUUGUAGCCAGCGGGGACAACACUCUGAGCAUCACCAAAGGUGAGAAGCUCCGGGUCUUGGGCUACAACCACAAUGGAGAAUGGUGCGAAGCCCAAACCAAGAAUGGCCAGGGCUGGGUCCCCAGCAACUACAUCACGCCCGUCAACAGCCUGGAGAAGCACUCCUGGUACCAUGGCCCUGUGUCCCGCAAUGCCGCCGAGUACCUGCUGAGCAGCGGCAUCAAUGGCAGCUUCCUGGUGCGGGAGAGCGAGAGCAGCCCCGGGCAGAGGUCCAUCUCGCUGCGCUACGAGGGCCGCGUGUACCACUACCGCAUCAACACUGCCUCCGAUGGCAAGCUCUACGUGUCCUCAGAGAGUCGCUUCAACACGCUGGCCGAGCUGGUGCAUCACCACUCCACCGUGGCCGACGGGCUCAUCACCACCCUCCACUACCCGGCCCCCAAGCGCAACAAGCCCACCGUCUACGGCGUGUCCCCCAACUACGACAAGUGGGAGAUGGAGCGCACGGACAUCACCAUGAAGCACAAACUGGGUGGGGGCCAGUACGGAGAGGUGUAUGAGGGCGUGUGGAAGAAGUACAGCCUCACCGUGGCCGUGAAGACCCUGAAGGAGGACACCAUGGAAGUGGAGGAGUUCUUGAAGGAAGCCGCAGUGAUGAAGGAGAUCAAGCACCCGAACCUGGUCCAGCUCCUCGGGGUCUGCACGCGGGAGCCCCCCUUCUACAUCAUCACCGAGUUCAUGACCUACGGGAACCUACUGGACUACCUGCGCGAGUGUAACCGGCAGGAGGUGACGGCCGUGGUGCUGCUCUAUAUGGCCACGCAGAUCUCCUCGGCCAUGGAGUACCUGGAGAAGAAGAACUUCAUCCACAGAGACCUCGCGGCCCGGAACUGCCUGGUUGGGGAGAACCACUUGGUGAAGGUGGCCGACUUCGGCCUGAGCAGGCUGAUGACAGGGGACACCUACACCGCGCACGCAGGUGCCAAGUUCCCCAUCAAGUGGACCGCGCCCGAGAGUCUGGCCUACAACAAGUUCUCCAUCAAGUCGGACGUCUGGGCCUUCGGGGUCUUGCUCUGGGAAAUCGCCACCUACGGCAUGUCGCCGUACCCCGGGAUCGACCUGUCCCAGGUGUAUGAGCUGCUGGAGAAGGACUACCGUAUGGAGCGCCCAGAGGGCUGCCCAGAGAAGGUGUACGAGCUCAUGCGAGCCUGCUGGCAGUGGAGCCCCGCCGACCGGCCGUCCUUCGCGGAAAUCCACCAGGCCUUCGAGACGAUGUUCCAGGAGUCCAGCAUCUCCGAUGAAGUGGAGAAGGAGCUGGGGAAGAAGGGAGCGCGAGGGGCCCCCGGGAUGCUGCUGCAGGCCCCAGAGCUGCCCACCAAGACGAGGACGUCCAGGCGCACCACAGAGCCCAGAGACCCAACGGACGGGCCUGAGGCGGCCCACUCCCGAGGCCCCGGGGAGACAGAGGCCUUGGACCCGGAGCCCGCCGUGUCCCCGCUGCUGCCGCGCAAGGAGCGAGGACCCCAGGACGGCGGCCUGAGCGAGGACGAGCGGCUGCUGCCCAAGGACAAGAAGCCCAACCUCUUCAGCGCCCUGAUCAAGAAGAAGAAGAAGACGGCGCCCACCCCGCCCAAGCGCAGCAGCUCCUUCCGCGAGGUGGACGGGCCUCCCGAGCGCAGGGGCGCGGCCGACGAAGACGCCCUGGGCCGCGAGCUCAGCAACGGGGCGCCGGCCCUCACGCCCCCCGACGCCGCCGAGCCAGCCAAGGCCCUGAAGGCCGGCGCGGGAGCGGGUGUCCCCAACGGGGCCUUCCGGGAGCCCGGGGGCGCCGGCUUCCGCUCUCCGCACCUGUGGAAGAAGUCCAGCACGCUGACCAGCAGCCGCCUGGCGGCCGGGGAGGACGAGGCGGGCGGCAGCGCCAGCAAGCGCUUCCUGCGCUCCUGCUCCGCCUCCUGCGUGCCCCACGGGGCCCGGGACACCGAGUGGCGCUCGGUCACGCUGCCGCGGGACCUGCAGUCCACGGGGAGACAGCUGGACGCGGCCACCUUCUCCGGGCACCGCAGCGAGAAGCCGGCGCUGCCCCGCAAGCGCGCCAGCGAGCACCGGAGUGAGCAUGCGCCCCGCGGCACGGUGACGCCCCCGCCGCGGCUGCUGAAGAAGACGGAGGAGGCGGCCGACGAGGUCUUCCGGGACCCCGCCGAGGCCAGCCCCGGCUCCAGCCCCCCCAGCCUGACCCCCAAACUGCUGCGGAGGCAGGUGAUGGCCCCCGCCGCGGGCCCGCCCCACAAGGAAGAGAGCGGGAAGCCGGGCGCUGCGGGGACCCCGGCAGCUGCUGAGCCCGCGCCCCCCACGAGCAGAACGGGGCCAGGAGGGGCCGGCAAGGCCCCGGCGGAGGAGGCCCGGGGGAGGCGGCACAAGCCCUGCUCUGAGUCCCCAGGCAAGGACAAGGGGAAACUGGCCAAGCUGAAGCCGGCGCCCCCGCCGCCUCCUGCCGGGCCCCUGGGGAAAGGGGGGAAGCCCGGCCCCAGCCCCAGCCCGGACGCCGCGGGGGAGCCAGGCGCCGGCCGGAAAGGGGGCUCCUCAGCUCUGGCAGUGGACGCUGGCGGCUGCGAGGCCAAGCCCGGGCCCCUGGGGGAGGGCUCCAGGAAGCCCGUGCCACCCUCGGCGCCCAAGCCGCAGUCGUCGGCCCGGCCCGCGGGCGCCACGGGCAGCCCCGCACCCGCCGCGCCACUCUCGGCCACGGCGGCCCUGGCCGGGGACCCGCCGUCCUCCACCGCCUUCACCCCGCUCAUAUCGACCCGCGUGUCCCUCCGGAAGACGCGGCAGCCCCCCGAGCGCAUCGCCAGCGGCACCGUCACCAAGGGCGUGGUCCUGGACGGCACGGAGGCCCUGUGCCUGGCCAUCUCCAGGAACUCGGAGCAGAUGGCCAGCCACAGCGCCGUGCUGGAGGCCGGCAAGAACCUGUACACCUUCUGCGUGAGCUACGUGGACUCCAUCCAGCAGAUGCGCAACAAGUUCGCCUUCCGCGAGGCCAUCAACAAACUGGAGAACCACCUCCGCGAGCUGCAGAUCUGCCCGGCCACGGCGGCCAGCGGCCCUGCCGCCACGCAGGACUUCAGCAAGCUGCUGGGCGCCGUGCGGGAGAUCAGUGACAUCGUGCAGAGGUAGCAGGGGCGACGCCCGGCCCCAGGGAGGACCAGCUCUCCCUCCUCACACUCCCGGGGGGCUCCUCCUGCGCUCCCUGCCCCCAGGAAACAAGGGCCCCCGGCAUGUCCCCAGGGACAGACAGCACUAGGGGGCAGGGCGGUGUCCAGAACAGCGCGAAAGCCAGCCAGCCUCCAGUCACGGACGCGGGGUGCCAUCCCUGCCCGCACCGCUGACCCUGGGGAACGAGAGUCCAAGGGGCUGGGACUUCGUGCUGCACGUGGCUCAGAAUAUUGGGGCUCUGGGUGACCCUGACCCCUGGCCCACCACCACCAAUACUCACACAUGCGCACGCACACACACAUUCAGACACACACGUGCGCACGCGCCCAGGGUUCUGAGUGACCCCUGGCCUACUGCCACUACAACCAACAUACCUGCAUUGAAGGAGACUGGGGGGUCCGAUGGCACCACAGCCCCUCCAGGAGCAGCUGCCCGCGUGGCGCCCAGCUCACGCCCACCCGCAGCUCCGCCUCUUGGGUGUCAGGGACGAGGAGAACCAACAGGGGCGCCCCCAGCACCCAUCCGACGAGCAGACCUUGGUGUCAACCCCGCACCAGGGCCCCGACUCCUGCCCCGGAGCGGCCACACGGCUGCUCUGCGCUGACCACCAGAACUGGCCUUUUCUCUGGCUGAGACGGUCGCCCCCAUGGCCACUCUCAGCCCUUCCUCCGCCUGCCCCUGCCCUGGACGGGGCUCGAUCACCACCAGCGGCCUUGCAGACGCCGAGCCUGCGUCUGUCCUCAGCGUCACGCCUGCUCUCAGCGACGGCCUCUGCCCACCUUCCAUUCCUUCCGGAACGCCUCUGGGUCGGCUUCCUGUGUUGUGUUUCUUUCCCUUUUUGGUCCAGUACAUUUUGUUUCUGUGUCUGGGGUCCACCUCUCUGCUCCGUAGCCUUUUUUAAAUAAAUGUUUACAACAUUCUCA